AUGCCCGCCAGAACUGCUUUCAGCACUAGGGGGCUGCAAGGUUCUCGUUUUGAUGUUCAGUCCUGGACAUUUCAACCUGACCUCAACUGGGCAGACGGUCAAGACGAAGAUGACGAAGAUAGCACUGAUGCUUUAGAAGGCUCGUUGGUCGAAGUGACCGAGUCUGAAUUUCCGUCGUAUUUCAGUGAACGUGACGGAAGACUCUUCCAUUCCCAUGGCGCCUCCCCUUAUCCACUGCCUGUGGAUGCCCCGGAACAACGACGAUUGAACGUCCAACACAAUAUCAUCAAGAUAUUGCUCGGCGCCAACUAUCGUGGUCCGGUGCCCCAGGCAUUGACCAACGUCCCUGAUCGCCGUCGACUGGUCGUCGACCUCGGCUCCGGCACUGGGAAAUGGGUCAUGGAAAUAGCAAGGCAGUUUCCUCAUGCUAACGUUGUAGGCCUCGACAUUGUGCCUAUCGGGACAAUGUACCCACUCGACAACGUGUCUUUUGAGGUCCACGAUAUGAACGAACGAUUCCGCUGGGUUGAUGGAAGCGUUGAUGUUAUACAUGCCAGAAGUAUCUCUAUGGCAAUUCAUGAUUUCAAGGCAUUACUCACGGAGGUGGCCAGAGUCUUGCGUCCUGGCGGACUGUUCCUAUCAUCCGAAUGGAUUCGCGCCGCCUGCGUUCACCCCAACCUCGGCGUAACCCCAGAGAGCCAUAUCCCAAACCUCGUUCGGUUCUUCGAAAUGCUUCGUGCCGCCCUGGCUAGUAACUGUGGCACUCGCAAUUUAGCGCCUCACGUUCCUAAUCAUCUGUCCGCGACAACACAUUUCGUCAACAUCGAUCCGUGCCGAGUGUAUGUGCCCAUUGGCCCUUGGGUAGAUGAUCCAAUCAUGCGCAUGAUUGGCAGGGCUUAUCGCAAGGCGUUCAGAAUCUAUGUCGAGUCAGUGAAGCCGAUCUUGCUUGGCGUCUACGGCGAGGAGCUUCAAGAGGUGUACGAUGGGGUCAACGAAGAACUGAGGACUAGGCGAGGCUUAGUGGGCAUUAUGCAUGUGGUGUGUGCUGAGAGGGCGUAG
Pleurotus ostreatus (oyster mushroom) is the source of this 1059-nucleotide messenger RNA. RefSeq lists its product as uncharacterized. Bases 1 to 1059 code for a protein of 352 amino acids. Lineage: Eukaryota; Fungi; Basidiomycota; Agaricomycetes; Agaricales; Pleurotaceae. The record is from RefSeq and is a predicted model, not a curated record. The transcript has 5 exons.